Messenger RNA from Phascolarctos cinereus (koala), 1954 nucleotides. It is a transcript of the gene REM2, whose product is annotated as RRAD and GEM like GTPase 2. Gene Ontology annotation, molecular function: calcium channel regulator activity; GTPase activity; GTP binding. The record is from RefSeq and is a predicted model, not a curated record. Lineage: Eukaryota; Metazoa; Chordata; Mammalia; Diprotodontia; Phascolarctidae. Gene Ontology annotation, cellular component: plasma membrane.
CCCCCAGGUGUCUAGGGGGAGUGGAGAGUGCGUGUGUUCGGGGGAAGGGGGUGGUAUUUAAAGGGAAAAGCUGACAGAGCUGCUGAGUGAGAGAAAGAUUUCAGAGAGCCAAUACUGCUGCAUACGCACAGAGAUGCACGCGGACACGGACACAGAUAUGGACACGGAUACGGACACAACAGCCCUCUGUCCAUCAGGCGGUGGGGCUUCCUCCCCAGUGAUACCAACACCAGAUGCCACAGUGCAGAACAAGCGAGACAAGCUACUGGCAGGCUUGGAAUGGGCUGGGCUCUCCCCCGCUGGGGGAGCUCCUCGACGGAGAGGCAGCAUGCCUGUGCCCUACAAACACCAGCUGAGGCGGGCCCAGGCAGUGGACGAGUUGGACUGGCCACCCCAAGCCUUAUCCUCUGGUUCCUCUGACUCUCUGGGGUCAGGGGAGGCAACACCAGCUGGGAGAGGUGGUGUCUUCAAGGUGAUGCUUCUGGGUGAGAGCGGCGUGGGCAAAAGUGCCCUGGCAGGCACUUUUGGAGGACUCCAAGACGACAAUGCCCAUGAAACUGAGAACACAGAGGACACCUAUGAAAGACACAUCAUAGUGGAUAAAGAAGAAGUGACAUUGGUGGUGUAUGACAUCUGGGAGCAGGGAGAGGCAGGUAGCUGGCUCAGGGAACACUGCCUUCAGACUGGGGAUGCCUUCCUCAUUGUCUUCUCUGUCACUGACCGGAGAAGUUUCUCCAAAGUGCCUGAGACAUUGCUUAGGCUUCGGGCUGGUCGUCCCCACCACGAUCUACCCAUCAUCCUAGUGGGCAACAAGAGUGACCUUGCUCGUUCCAGGGAAGUCUCACUAGAAGAGGGCCGCCACCUGGCGGGGAUGCUUAGCUGCAAGCACAUCGAGACGUCGGCCGCGCUGCACCACAACACGCGGGAGCUGUUCGAGGGUGCCGUGCGCCAGAUCCGCCUGCGCCGGAGCCGGGCCCGAGCGGCGGCCGCGGCCGAGGGCAAGCCCGAGGGCCCCGACGGCGCCGCUCAGCUGCAGCCGCCGCCCCCGCCGCCGCCGCCCGCGCGCCGCGAGAGCCUCACCAAGAAGGCCAAGCGCUUCCUGGCCAACCUGGUGCCCCGCCACGCCAAGUUCUUCAAGCAGCGCUCCAAGUCGUGCCACGACCUCUCCGUGCUCUGAGGGAGAUCCCGGCCCGGCCCGUCGCCAUGGUCACCGCGGUUGCCAUGGUCACCUUCCCUCCCUGCGCCCCUCCCGUCGGUUUCCGUUGAGGAAACCCAUCUAGGAAACCAAAAACUCCCAGGAUUCCCCGGGUCUGACCGAGGCCGGGGUACCUGGAGAGGUGGCCCUAGCCCCGCGGCGGGGGGUGACGACUACGGACAUCUCUGUCCUGGGCGCCUGUCCCUUUAAGGGCACUUUAAAGGCGAGGACAUUGAUACGUGGGUCAGGGGAGGGAAGGAGAACGAUUUGUUUGCAAUUAUAAUUCCUGUUAUUGUUAUGAUUAAUAUUUGGGGCCGUGCUUGACCACGUUCUCCUUUAGAAGGCUCCUGGAAGCGAGGCUUGGGAAUGCUCUGUUGAGACUCAUUGCAGGAUUUGCCGCUUUUGUCCUCGCUACGACCAAGUCUUCGAGAGAUUCUUAAAGGCAAAGUCCUGAAGAUUCUUCUUGAGACUUUUUAACUUUACGUUUCAGCCUCCCCCUACCCCCUUCAGUUGCACUUGGUCCGCCUCUCGUUUAAGAGGUUCUUAAAGGCAAAGACCUGGACGUGCUAUUUUGCGACUUCCUUGCAGGAUUUUCUGAUUUGCCUGCUGCACCUGGGCACCUACCCUUUAAGAUUCUUAAAGGUAAGGACUGGCCGCAUACCUGGCUGCAGGCUCCCCGUGUUUCUUAAGCCUCUGCGCCCCGGAGGCACCGGCCAGGGCGCACCGCCCCAUUUGAAAUAAAGAAGCGUUUUUCUACGA